AAACAAAUCUCUACUCCAAGGCUCUCCCUACUUCCCCACAGAUUGCAAGUCACCAGCUUCGGGGUGGGUGGGGGGUGGGCAACUAGCCAGUCUCCAAGCUCCACAGACCUCAAAGACUACCAGUCCCAGGUAGUGGUCGACGAGAUUGCUGGUGCCCAUAGGCUAGAUUCACUCACUGCAUUCGAGACAAACUGCCACAAGAAGACCCUUGCAGGUUGGUACCCAGGAUCUACUCGACCCAAUUCAGGAGGUGAUUUUUUUUUACUUUCGUCGGUACUUAUUCAGGGACGGGUAAGGACCCAAAUGCAGGGAACCCUCUUUCCUGGAGAUCACUGGGAAUGUGGGGAGAGGCUGCAGAAAAAGAGACUUUCUAAUCAGAAGUUUGGUAGAGGUGCAAGGGUUCCUUAAAAUUCACUCCCAAAAUUCAGUAAGUAGGGACAAGGACUUAGGACAAAGAGAGCCAGAGGAUUUGUUGGAGGGGAACAGGAGAGAAGGGGCAAUUGGAUAUUUAUGGAAGUUUUAACCACGUUUUUAGAGAUCAGAGAUGAGUGAAGUGCCCUCCAAUUUUGGCAGUGGCAUUUGAAAAGAAUGGAUGCCACAUGGGGGUGGGGGAACAGGAAUUUAGGAGUCAAUGAGACACUUGCCCCAGGACUACUCAGAAGAAAAAAGUGAAUCAAAAAGAGUUCAAAUCAGAAUCCAGAGAAAAGGAGCAGAGAAAAGUGCUCCUCACUCAGCCUUGAAGUUUGGGGUUGGAAGCAGAAAGGCUACUUACAUAGAGUAGGGAGAUAUUCUGUCUACACCAACCUUUCCUUUAAGAGUCAAGAGGGAAAUAGAGACCAGAGCCAACCAGCUCCAGAAUAUAAAUUUAAUGGUAGUGGAAGGAUCAUGUCAAUGCUGGGACCUUACAGAACCACCUGCCCUCCUCCCACCAUCUUUUAAGGGAACCGAGGUCCAGAGAGUCCUACAAUCAGACAGAAACAAAGCUGGGAUUCAAAGUCAGAUCUUCUGCCUCCAAAUUCAGUGCUCUUUCCCUUACACAAUAGUGCCUCAGCUACCCACCUUAAGGAAUCCUGUGAUGGCACACAGAUGAAGAAUGGGACAGAUAGAGUAGGGACAUGAGAUAGAGGGAACAAGUAAUAUGAAGCACAGGAGGGCAGAGCCUGUCAAAAGACAGCUUCACCCAGGGAAAUGAAAAGGGGAGCAGUAGCACCUUCUGUACUAAUGGUAGGAACAAUAUAUCUCCCAUAUAAGCAGUGCUCAUUACAUAUGGUCUAACAUACAAGGCUUUUGGUGACUAGUCUCUUGUACCUUGAGCAGGCAGCUUCUGAGAGGUUUAAUAAGGCACAUUCAAAACACCAGGACAAAGGACAUCUCUAGGCUUUGCUUCUCUUCUUCCCAAGACCUUCCAUUUCUAGCCCAGCCUAGAAGGUAUGAAGAGGACCUGUUCUGUCCAUGCUCAACCAAGUACAUUUGUCCAUAUUAGCUUAGUGCAAUUCCCACCGGGAAGCUUGGAAGGGAGGCUAGCUUAUGUGGAUGGGGAGUGGCAUCUUCGGAACAUCUGGAUAGGAGAAACCCAUCUCUAGGAUGUUAGAGAUAUUCCCUACCUCAGAGGGAAAACCUCAAACUCAUCUCAGGACAACUGUGUAUGAAGAUUCCACCUGUGAAGGGAAAGUCUCUAACUCUAACAGAUUUAGGGGAGGGGGAGCCUCAUAAAGGGGGAAAGGGAAGAGAGAGGGCUCUGUAAAAAGGUCCACAACUCCACCUGAGGGUGGUAGCCUCAUCUCUGGAGUACUCUCAGAUGUGGGGGGAACUCUCUUCACUCCAGGUGGUAACAGCAAUGUUAGUUCCCUUUCCUGGAGCCUCUGGCCGUCACGCCCCACUGCAGCUCCUUGGUUUGGCUUCUACACAGAACUAACCGUCCCCAGGAAAUGCCUCCCUCCGGUCCAGGCAGGAAUCCCAAUACCCUACACCCUCCCACUUUGGGGGAAGGAGGGAAAAGGAAAGAGGAAAAAAUGCUCUCUCCUCUCUAGGUCAGGGAAAAGAUCUGGGGACCACCUAGCAGUCUACCACCCCUCCCACUUCUCUUUACUGGGGAAGUGCCCAGUCCAGUGCCCCAUGUCCACCAACCCCCACCCCUCCCAAGCUGUGCUGGGACAUGAAUCAGCUCUCACAGCUUGUUAGCUGGACCUCUUGUUUUCAUGCCCUCACCCCAGGAAACACCAAGUUACAGCUUUUCCAGCUCUCCUCAGCAGGGGGCCAGGGUCCUCACUUUAUAAACAACCCCAUGCCUGCAAGAGCAGAGGGCAUAGAAUGGUGUGAGACAAGAGCCCAGGGGAGACAGACUAAGAGGGGAGAUAGAGAAGUAAAGGAGACAAGACAAGAGGUUCUGAGUGAGAGGAAAGCAGGGUCUGUAAAAGUUAACCCUGCAGGAAUGGCACUGAGGCAGUGGGUUGGGAGGAGCAGGGGGACCCCAAGAAGCUGGGGAACCAUCUGCUUGGUGAUUUCACUCCUCUUGCAACUGCAAGGAGCUCACAGCAAAUGCUACUUCCAAGCUCAAGCUCCCUGUCAUUAUGAGGGGAAAUAUUUUACCCUGGGUGAAUCCUGGCUCCGAAGCGACUGUUUCCACUGCACCUGCCUACACCCCGUUGGUGUGGGCUGCUGCGAUACGUCCCAGCAUCCCAUCGACUUCCCAGCUGGGUGUGAGGUACGACGGGAGGAAGGCACCUGCCACAUCUCCCUGGUGCAAAAAGCUGAGCCUCACCUGCCCUGCAGGGGAGGCCCCCCCGACCUUGAAUGGGGCUCAGCCAACACCCCCGACUCCGGGGCCCCAGGACCACGUCCCAGUUAGGUUCCACUG
Molecule: messenger RNA, 2857 nt
Organism: Vombatus ursinus (common wombat)
Lineage: Eukaryota; Metazoa; Chordata; Mammalia; Diprotodontia; Vombatidae
Gene: MSMP
Product: microseminoprotein, prostate associated
Source: RefSeq, a predicted model, not a curated record